Molecule: messenger RNA, 645 nt
Organism: [Torrubiella] hemipterigena
Lineage: Eukaryota; Fungi; Ascomycota; Sordariomycetes; Hypocreales; Clavicipitaceae
Source: the annotation of a GenBank genome assembly
AUGGCGCCUCUUUUAACGCCGAUUGAGGCAAUGGUAGAUAGCGCCAAUCAAUUGAGCGACGAAGACUUUAUAUCAACGUAUUUGAAACCGGAGGUUGGUUGGACGUCAUGGACCCAUCCAAACACCAACGAUGUCUAUGAGAUCUCAUUUCAUAGAGCCGGAAAUACAAGUAAACCGGAUCUUCAAGCAUGUUUAAAUCUCAUAGAUGUUACGAGUGGAGAAGAUUACAGAAACUCAUCCAUUGGCUGGAACGCGUCCAGAAAGCUGCGAGAGAUGAAAUCGCCAGACCUGCGAUACACAGUGGUUAAGGGCAAAGAUGGCCAGGUCAAGGGCUUCACAUCGUUGAUGCCUACAUUUGAGGAUGGCUAUCCCGUAGUAUACUGCUAUGAGAUCCAUCUACUACCAGAAUUGCAAAGGACGGGUCUCGGGAAGAAGUUGAUGGACGACAUGAUGAGAACUGCUAAGAAUAUCCCGUGUAUGGAGAAAGUUAUGCUCACGUGUUUUGUAAGCAACAAGAACGCGAGGGCAUUCUAUGAUAAACUUGGAUUUGAAGUCGAUCCCUUCUCGCCACAGCCAAGGAAGCUGCGUGGCGGGAAGGUGGUUGUUCCUGACAUUACUAUUAUGAGCAAACCGGUUGCUCGAUAA